GAGCAGCGUCACUCGUCCACGCGCUGUUGUUGUGAUUGACAGACGGACGGGACUGGAGUCAUGCUGAACUUUCGCUUUGCUCCUCUCUCGCUCCGUCUCAGUUAUGAUUUAAAGUGAUUAAACCAACGAUGUCCGAGAUAUUGAUGAAGGAAAUGGAGAGCAUAUCGAUCGGUCCGGUGAAGGCGGAGGAGCGGGCGGACGGUGUCCGGAGCUUCCUGCUGGUGGACGAGCAAGAAAACCUGCAGGUCCGCGACGAGUCCGACUUCGUGGACAGACUUGGGUGUGGGGACGUCGCGGGCGUCAAGGUCCUCUCCAUCUUCGGCAACACUGGCGACGGCAAGUCCCACACCCUCAACCACAUCCUGUUCGGCGGCGAGAGCGUGUUCUUCACCUCCAAGUCCCCCAGUUCCUGUACGGUGGGAGUGUGGGCCGCCUACGACCCUGACCUCAGCCUGGUCGCCCUGGAUACCGAGGGCCUGCUGGGAGCUGCGGCCAAUCAGAACCAGAGGAUGCGGCUGCUGCUGAAGGUAAUUUUAGUGUCUGAUAUCGUCAUCUAUCGUACACGAGCCGAACGCCUCCACAACGACAUGUUCCACUUCCUGAGCAGCGCCUCCAGGGCCUACCUGAAGCACUUCACCCCGGAGCUCAGGGCCCUGUCCAGCCGCUGUGGCCUGGACGUGCCCCUCUCUUCUCUGGGUCCGGCCGUCAUCGUCUUCCAGGAGACGACGCACACUCAGCUGCUGGGUCAUGACUCCAAGAUGGCCGGCCACGCCGACACGCUGCUCCAGAAGCGGUUCCACGACCUGGAUCUGGGGACGGAGGCCUUCAGCUCGGUGCAGUACGUCGGUACCCAGACCAUCAGGCCUCCCACCAACUACACCAGCCUGCUGGACGCCGUCAAGCAGCAAGUGAAGAACACCCACACCCGCUCCCCCCGCCAGCCCGGCAUCGUUUUUCACGCCCUGGAGGCACUGAGCGAGCGUUUCCGUGGCGAACUGUCCGACGACAAGAUGACGCUGUACUCCUUCUUCCCAGACGAGUACUUCACCUGCUCCGCCGUCUGCCUCAGCUGCAACAUUCGGUGUAAAAACGGGAUGAACCAUCUCAGAGACAGAGUCCCACACAUGGCGGAUGGACUCUGCCAGUAUGCACACCAGUUCAACAACAAGGUCCUCAUCUGCAAACGAUGCUAUGAAGGAGGCCGGGAGGUGAUUGUUGUGCCCAAGACGUCAGCGUCCACCGACAACCCCUGGUUUGGACUGGCCAAGUACGCCUGGUCAGGUUAUGUGUUGGAGUGUGCGAGCUGUGGUGUGAUCUACCGCAGCAGACAGUACUGGAUGGGAAACCAGGACCCCGAGAGCAGCGUGGUACGAUCUGAGGUCAAGCACGUCUGGGAGGGGUCGGACACCUUCCUAACCAACCACCAGAACGCCGCCCAGAGGGUCCUGGAUGGGAUGAACUUUGUGAUCCAGUCGGUAUCGGAGUACAGCACCGGCCCCACCAAAGCCGUCGCCGCCUGGCUCACGGACCAGGUGGCGCCUCCUUACUGGAGACCGAACACAGAGAUCACAGCCUGUCACGGCUGUCAGAAGGUGUUCGAGGAGGCGGAGAGGAAGCACCACUGCAGGUCUUGUGGCGAGGGUUUCUGCCACCCCUGCUCCAGCCACAGGAUGCCGGUGCCGGAGAGGGGCUGGGGCACGGGACCCGUCAGGGUUUGUAAGGCCUGCUACCGCCAGGGAGGUCCACCGGACACCAACAGUCAGGUGUGUAAGGUGGAGCCUCGUGGUCUGAUAGCUCGCCGGGUGACGGAGGUGGCUCAGUCGACGCUGGACAUGGUCACCACAGCUGUGGACUAUCCUCUCUGUUUUGUGAAGGACGUGGCCCGUCCGGACUACUGGGUGCCAGACCAGGACAUCACCCAGUGCCACCAGUGCUCCAAAACGUUCACCCCGGUCAUGUCGAAGCACCACUGUAGGGCCUGUGGACAGGGCGUGUGCGGACCCUGUUCCACGCAUUUCAGGCCUGUGCCUUCCCGAGGCUGGGAUCACCCUGUCAGAGUGUGCGACAGCUGCCACGCCCGGACCGACAGUCUGUGAUUCCUGUUUUGUUUAAUUUUUUUUUUUUAAACGACUUCUCAGAAAGUGCACUCAAGUCUUCCUCUGAUCCAGAAAAACACUGUGAAUCCUGGCUCUGCGAACAAGAGGGGAUCGACUUAACAGCACUAAAAUGGCAGAACUGGAAUCAGCCUUGUUUUUUUUAGUUGCUUGUGUGUAUGGCUCUUCUGCCUUCCUUGACCAAACACAACCUUCACUACAGCUUCAAGAUUGACUGGACGAAUAUUUUUAACUGACCCGUGGCAAUUUUAAAAAUGAAGACUUUAACAAUUCCCCUCUGUUCUUUUUACAACGGCAGAGCUUGAACUCUCAAUUUUAAGAGUUUAAAGGAUUUUUAGUACCAAGCCCGGCGAAGAGGGGGUUUGAAACUGAUGGAUAUGUGGUAGAAAACACAUCCAGAGGAGUUCAGACUUUGCGUACAUCUGCGUUACUCAGGGCAGGAAGCAAUGCAAGGUGUAAAAAACAAGAGCUACAGCAGCGUGUGCCUUUAUGGGAACUUUGAUUCCUGUUUCUGUAGCCCUGUGCAAGGACUAAUGAGAUUAUUUGUGCCUAAUUACAGAGCCUUGCUCCUCUAACUCUUAAAGUUGUAUCUACAAUAUGGUGAAAUGCAUAGAAAGAUAAAAAACCUGUAGCGUAACAACACAUUAUAGACAUUCCAAUAUAUGGAAAAAUACCUGUGUAUUAAUGUAGAUUUACCUUUCUGAUGUUAACUGAUGCCUCAGAAAGAUGUUUUAAUAUAAUGAAAUCACCUGCACUAAACUGGACAAUUUCUUUACUCAUAUAAAAAUAUAAAAUCACUUGUGAAUGUAAGGUACAAAUUAUAAACUCAUUGAUGGAAAAUGUUACUUUCUUUAAAAGGGAGGUUCUCUGUAAUGUAAUCGAUGCAUUAAUGCUGUUAUUUCUUUCCAUGUCUAUAAAUAACCAAUUCAAAUUUAAAGUUGUUUUCCAGUUAAAUCCAGCAAUUGACAAUCUUGGUUUUAUUUCUUUGGCAAAUCAGGCUCAUCCAAAUAAAGAAAAUCAAGAGACA
Messenger RNA from Lates calcarifer (barramundi perch), 3141 nucleotides. RefSeq names its product zinc finger FYVE domain-containing protein 1. The record is from RefSeq and is a predicted model, not a curated record. Lineage: Eukaryota; Metazoa; Chordata; Actinopteri; Centropomidae. Gene Ontology annotation, molecular function: metal ion binding.